GUGACGGCAGCCAAAGUACUUUACGGCUAUCGUCGUUUGUCAUGUAACUUUCAUGCCGUGCAGCUGUCCUUGUAAUGAUGCGGACAACGCAUGUUACCUACUGAAGCUUUCUGCACGUAGCUCGCCACCGAGGACAAAAACUCAGCAUGGCGUCCCGUCUCCUCCAGUACUCUGUACUUCUUCAGAAGUACCGUACCCCGCUGAUCGUGGCCAGCUGUGGUGGGGUCUUUGCAGCCAACAUGGUCUACCAUGUUUUUCCUGACAUGUCCUUCCGUGAGCUCUACCAGGCGUGGCAUAAAGGAGAGCCCGUCAAGCUGUCUGAAAACCUGGAGGAUGUUUUUCAACAGGUGUUGAAAGACUAUGGGAUCAGCUCAAGCAAGAAUUACUCUGUGUUCGCCUCCUUCGGGUUCCAUCCAGUUGGCGCCGGGGUCCCGUGGCUUCCUGCAGGGGCCCACAUUGGCAUCCCGGCUAACUUUAACAGCAGUGUUGACGACCCGAGCGGGAUCACCAACCGCAACAUCUUCAUCAACGGCAAAAUGGUGGACUGGAGCGGGGAAGUGGGUUCUUCUCUAAAAGACACACUGGUGUUUUCCCCCGAGGCGCAGAGGUUUGCCAUAGCCCGAGAGGUGGCCCGCCUGCAGUCUGGAGGACCUGUCGUGAGUGCUGCUGUGGCCCCUUUCUGCCUGGGUGGGGUCUGGGUGUACAGCGUGCUCCUGAAGCAGGUGUUCGGGCUGAACGCGGGGCCGGCGCUGUAUCGUGGGGCUGUGAACCUUCUGGCGCUGGGCAUUGGCGCCGUGUCCUACUUCCUCACCUCGGACGCGGUCAACCAGUGGAUCGACUAUAGCACAGACAGGCAUGCGGCCGCAGUGUCCCGCGAUUAUGCCAAAGGAGGGGUAGAGUUUUACGAAAAGAUCCUGUCCAGAAACAAGAUACUGCGCUCGCUGAUGGGGCAGAAGGGAGCGGAGAUGUACGCUCCCAGUGGGAACUUGUUUCCUGCUCACAUCCUUCGGCUCAAACACACGCCGUACACAUCCAGGAGAGAGGGGAUCCUCGCUCUGCUCAAAGAGGAGAAAGCCUGAACAGAACUCUCGCACAUGGAGUAAAAUAAAUGGCCUUACCUGAGCAUCUGCAAUAGACUGUUCAAAAAUAGAAGACUGGGUCCCUGAGUUUAUUUUAGUUGCAAUAAUUUGGCCAAAGGAAGUAACCUAUUUAUCAUAGAAAUAUGUCAAACCACAUGUGCUAUGUGUUGAACAAUUGAAACAGUAAGACAGUCUUGUAAAGUCCUGGUGUGUGUCAGAUUAAGAGUCCAGUCUAACUGGUGACUUUGUCCCACAAGAUGUGGAAGGUUAAGUCUGGAAUAUUUCAAAAUAAACUAUUUUGAUACAUGUGGUGGAAUAUAUGUUUCUGAAUUGACGUGGUUGAUCUGUGAUGCAGAAAAAAUGCUCGUUAAUUAGAACAGGUUAAUUAGUUAAUUAGAAGCACACAUAGAUUUUCUCUGGUUCUGAGAGUCCAAUAAUAGCUCAUUAAUGAUUCUUUCACCUCUGUGGACACGGACUGAGCAUCUUAAACGUGGCUUGGAGGUGUAAAGUGUGUGAUGUGUAUAUGUGCGUGUGGUUUGU
Messenger RNA from Mugil cephalus (flathead mullet), 1619 nucleotides. RefSeq names its product transmembrane protein 177 (gene tmem177). The record is from RefSeq and is a predicted model, not a curated record. Bases 147 to 1079 code for a protein of 310 amino acids. Lineage: Eukaryota; Metazoa; Chordata; Actinopteri; Mugiliformes; Mugilidae. The transcript has 3 exons.